Mus caroli (Ryukyu mouse) is the source of this 2978-nucleotide messenger RNA. The record is from RefSeq and is a predicted model, not a curated record. NCBI's taxonomy places the organism in Eukaryota, Metazoa, Chordata, Mammalia, Rodentia, Muridae.
AAGAACGUCAUUCGAAUUCCGUCGCGUUGCUUUGUACGUCACGGGUGGCGGGCGCGGGAAGGAGUUCGUAAUUCAGUUCGUCUGCUCUGGUGAGGAAAGUGCCGUCUGUCGCGCAGCUUCCAUCCCUCGGUCCGAGCAGCCUCUCGGAGUCCAACCCUUCACAUCUGACAGUCGUCUCUGUCCCUUCUUCGCCUCGGAGCUGCUAACUGGUCUCGAACCUCUCAGCACUUCAGCUUCUAGCGGCGAUGCAUGUGAUCAAGCGAGAUGGCCGCCAAGAGCGAGUUAUGUUUGACAAAAUUACAUCACGAAUCCAGAAACUCUGUUAUGGACUCAACAUGGACUUUGUUGAUCCUGCUCAGAUCACCAUGAAAGUAAUCCAAGGCCUAUAUAGUGGGGUCACCACAGUGGAACUGGACACCCUGGCUGCUGAGACAGCCGCGACCUUGACCACGAAGCACCCUGACUAUGCCAUCCUGGCAGCAAGGAUAGCUGUCUCUAACUUGCACAAAGAAACAAAGAAAGUGUUCAGUGGUACGUCUGGACGCCUGAAUUCUGCCAUUAUCUAUGACCGAGAUUUCUCUUAUAACUACUUUGGCUUUAAGACACUGGAACGGUCAUAUUUGUUGAAGAUCAAUGGUAAAGUGGCUGAAAGACCACAGCACAUGUUGAUGAGGGUUUCUGUGGGGAUUCACAAAGAAGAUAUUGAUGCUGCAAUUGAAACCUACAACCUACUUUCUGAGAAGUGGUUUACUCAUGCCUCUCCUACUCUCUUCAAUGCCGGGACCAACCGCCCACAGCUGUCCAGCUGUUUCCUCUUGAGUAUGAAAGAUGACAGCAUUGAAGGAAUUUAUGAUACUCUGAAGCAGUGUGCCUUGAUUUCUAAGUCUGCUGGGGGAAUUGGUGUUGCUGUGAGUUGCAUUCGGGCCACUGGUAGCUACAUCGCUGGGACUAAUGGCAAUUCUAAUGGCCUUGUGCCAAUGCUGAGAGUAUAUAACAACACAGCUCGCUACGUGGAUCAAGGUGGAAACAAGCGCCCAGGGGCGUUUGCUAUUUACCUGGAGCCUUGGCACUUAGACAUCUUUGAGUUCCUUGACUUGAAGAAGAACACAGGCAAGGAAGAACAGCGAGCACGCGAUCUCUUCUUUGCACUUUGGAUCCCAGAUCUCUUCAUGAAGCGAGUGGAGACUAACCAGGACUGGUCAUUGAUGUGUCCCAAUGAGUGUCCUGGUCUGGACGAGGUCUGGGGAGAGGAGUUUGAGAAGUUAUAUGAAAGUUAUGAGAAGCAGGGUCGUGUCCGAAAAGUUGUAAAAGCUCAGCAGCUUUGGUAUGCCAUCAUUGAGUCCCAGACGGAGACCGGUACCCCAUACAUGCUCUACAAAGAUUCCUGUAACCGGAAGAGCAACCAGCAGAACCUGGGAACCAUCAAAUGCAGCAACCUGUGUACAGAAAUAGUAGAGUACACCAGUAAAGAUGAGGUUGCAGUUUGUAACUUGGCUUCUCUGGCUCUGAAUAUGUAUGUCACACCAGAACAUACGUAUGACUUUGAGAAACUGGCAGAAGUCACUAAAGUCAUUGUCCGAAAUCUGAAUAAAAUAAUUGAUAUAAACUACUACCCUAUUCCAGAGGCACACUUAUCAAAUAAACGCCAUCGGCCCAUUGGAAUUGGGGUACAAGGUUUAGCAGAUGCUUUCAUCCUGAUGAGAUACCCCUUUGAGAGCCCAGAAGCCCAGUUAUUAAAUAAGCAGAUCUUUGAAACCAUUUACUAUGGAGCCCUGGAAGCCAGCUGUGAGCUAGCCAAGGAGUAUGGCCCCUAUGAAACGUAUGAGGGAUCUCCAGUCAGCAAAGGUAUUCUUCAGUAUGACAUGUGGAAUGUUACUCCUACAGACCUGUGGGACUGGAAGCCUCUUAAGGAGAAGAUUGCAAAGUAUGGUAUAAGAAACAGUUUACUUAUUGCCCCAAUGCCUACUGCUUCAACUGCCCAGAUUCUGGGGAAUAAUGAGUCCAUUGAGCCUUAUACCAGUAACAUCUACACUCGCAGAGUCUUGUCAGGGGAAUUUCAGAUUGUGAAUCCUCACUUACUGAAAGAUCUUACUGAGCGGGGCUUGUGGAAUGAAGAGAUGAAAAAUCAGAUUAUUGCAUGCAAUGGCUCCAUUCAGAGCAUACCAGAAAUUCCUGAUGACCUGAAGCAACUCUAUAAGACCGUGUGGGAAAUCUCUCAGAAGACUGUUCUCAAGAUGGCAGCCGAGAGAGGUGCUUUCAUCGAUCAGAGCCAGUCUUUAAACAUCCAUAUUGCUGAGCCCAACUACGGCAAACUCACUAGUAUGCACUUCUACGGUUGGAAGCAGGGUUUAAAGACUGGGAUGUAUUAUUUAAGGACGAGGCCUGCCGCUAAUCCAAUCCAGUUCACUCUGAACAAGGAAAAACUGAAAGAUAAGGAAAAGGCACUGAAGGAGGAGGAGGAGAAGGAGAGGAACACAGCAGCCAUGGUGUGCUCUUUGGAGAACAGAGAGGAGUGCCUGAUGUGUGGAUCCUGAGAAAAGCAGGGCCUGGGAGAUACAGCGGGCUCUCCUGCCCUGCUGUGGCAGACAAUUUGAGCAUAGAUAGGAUAGUGAGUUUGCUUGGUUAUCAGCAGCUCUGCUGGACGUGCCUGCCAGGACAGGGAGCCAUGUACUGUUUCUACACAGUGUAAAUGUCAUUUUUAACAAACAGAAAACCAAAGCCAGCUUUGAUAUUAGGAAUCAAAGUAGAGGUUUUGGGAAUACUAAAGAGCCUUCCUGCAAAUAGUGACGAGACUUAGGAAGUCUCAUCUCUCCAGCUUUCCCUGCCUGGCCAUUCUCAGUUUGGGCAAAGAGAUUUAGUUCGAUUUGACUGAUUGCCUAGAAGUAAAAUCAAGCAAUUACUCAGCAGCUAAAGGCCUUUGUCUAGACGAACUUCUAUAGGUCAUUUUGAAAUAAAAAUGUCUAAGUGAUUGUGUGGGA